CAGAGGGCAGGCGGGGUGACACGGACGAGAGUGGAAAAGUCCGCAGGAGAGCGUAGGAGGUGAAGACGAAGAUAAGAUAAGCGUGUCUUUGAGAUCGGCCCUGAGUCCGGGAAGACGGUGAAGCCUGAACUCGCCGCUUCCCGGAACACCGAACGGGAACUGCCCUGCUGCUAACCCAGUUAUUUGUAUUCGGUUCAGGACCGCCGAGUUACUUCUCUGAUUGUGUCUUGCACAGGCUGACAUUAAAAUCUAGUUUCAUUCUGCCGAACUCGGGAACGGCGAACGCGAGGCAUGGAGAUCCAGGAGAAACGACCGCAAAAUUAGCAUCCUAGUAGAGAAGCUCUGGAAUAGGAGACUGAUAUUCUACCCAGAAUGGAAGUGUGUCCUUAUUGUAAGAAACAAUUUAAACGAGUAAAAUCCCACUUGCCAUACUGUAAGAUGAUAGGACCAACUCUACCUGCUGAUCAAAAUGUUUGUCAGUCCAAGCAGGCUACACUCUCACGUGCUAAGAAAAUGAAAAGUCCGAUCAAAGACUUGAAUAAAGCUAAAGAGACAGAGUUGGUGACAAAGAGUGAGAAAAGAAAUGCUAAGUUGAUAAAGGACAAACCAGAACAGACAACUGAGUCCUUCCCACUACCAGCUAUUGGUGUGGAAAGAGCAAGUAAUGCAAAGGCAGAUAAACACAUCAAAAAUCAAAUUCAACUCUCCCUCAAAAUGUUGAAAAAUCCUGAACCAAAGAUUACUUCCCAAGGAGAAACUAAGGCUCAGUUUUAUGCAUCAAAGAACACUACUCCUAAAAGAGAACUUGCCAAAGAUUUGCCUAAAUCAGGGGAAAGUAGAAGUAAUCCUUCAGAAACCAAAGAAUCUUUACCUUUUGGCCCAAUGGAACCUUCUUUGUCAAAUCAAGAUAGGACAUACUCUUCAGCCUUACCUAAUGAUGUACAAACCACUUAUGCUAAUUUAAAAUUGGACAAAAUUGAUCCCUCAAGACAGAAGCUUCCAGUAACAUUACUAGCUGUGCCUAUUGGUGAUUAUCAUAGUUCUCCCAGAAAUCUCAAUGAUGGGGAUAAAAGAGUAAGAACUUCGUUUUUAAGUGAUGAGAGAGAUUCCAAGGCCAGGGAUCACCUUUCAGAAGUCUCUACUGGGGUUAGAGACCCUGAGAAUCAGGAAAAGAACAGGGAAUCACAAAUUUCAGGUUUUCAAGUUAGCCCAUUAGGUAAAAUCCAAGUCGAGAAGAACCAAGGAGAAGGACUUAACCUUGGAGUAGAGGCAUGUGGGAACAAAGGACAUGCAGAGGAAAGUGUAUCUGUAACAGAAAUGCAAGAAUGCUCUUCCAUGAGCGACAACUCGAAGAACUUCAGUACCGAUGAUUCAGCCACAGAGAAGAAAUCUCGAGAUGAAGGUCCCAGUUUAAAUUUGUUCACGCCAAGGGACACAACUUGGAAUGAGUUUCUUUCUGUGUCACAGUCACGUAAUCAAAGUCUUGCCUCUCUGGCUAUGAAAUUUCUUCAAGAAGAGAAAGCAGCAGCCUGCAAUCGUAAUCGAGUCCCUGAUAUAAAGGCAUUGAUGGAGAGCGAGGAACAAGCUUCUCUGCAGCCCCCAUCUGGCUAUCAGCCCCAAGCCUCACACCCUGGCUGCCAGCCGUCUUUACCUUCACCCCAGCGUCAGACUUCGAAAAGCCCCUUCACCCAUCAGGUGGAUGUUCCUGACAAGAAGGCCCUUCCCGGCUCCCUGGGGCUGGAGUGGUUUCCAGAGCUCUAUCCUGGUUAUCUUGGAUUAGGGGUGUUGCCAGGAAAGCCUCGGGAUUGGAAUUCAAUGGCCCAGAAGCCCCAGCUCAUCAGUCCCCAGGGGGAAAGACUUUCACAAGUUCCUUUGUUGGGAAGAAGUUUGACUGCUCUGAGGAGUUGGGAACCACCAGCAACCUCCACCGUCUCUCUAAUGAGGCUCUUGGGAGCUGUGCAAAAAGGAUGGAUCAGGUGCGGCGCCAGAGUUGGUGGCAUCACGAUGCUCGUCACCGGGUACUUCGUUCUUUGUUGUAGCUGGAGCUUCAGGCACCUGAGGCUGCAGCGCUGGCGCAAGUAGUCAUGACCUGACACCACUCAGGAACGCUCUGGAACUCAAGUGCGGAGGAGACGACUGCUGCAGUAGAUGUUUAACAAUUUCAAGUUGUGCUGGGGGCAGGAAAGGGGAGUGAGAAGAAUAAAUUAUUUACAGCAGUUAUUUAGGAAGCAUCGUUUUUUAAUGUGGACAUACCUGGUUCUGUCUGGAUAUUUCUCUGACUUGCUCUCAAAAGUGACUGAAGGUUACUGAAAAGCAUCAGUUUGUUUAAUCGUAAAGGCUGAUGUUAUUCAAGGAGACAUGAAGAUGACAAAGUUUAUCAUUAAAAUUUUUAAAUUUCAAUUUUCCAAUUCUCAGUAAAAACUAAUAUCUCAAUUUUAAAUUUCUCCCUAAAAUACUCUAAAUCUUGGCAUUUUACUAUGUUAUUCAUCUAUACUAGAUACUGAGGUACGUAUGUACUGAUACAAAAUAAUAUCUGAAUUGGCAGAAAAUCAGCAUACAUCAGGCCCGUCCCCUUGGGAAUGGUUAGGCUCUUUUGGGUCCUCACCCAGAUCUUAGCUGGUGUGGAAGACGAAAAAGCAAAGGAGGGCGGGUAAAGAGUUGCUGGUCAGCCUAUGCAGCAUCCUUACGUAUUUUUUAAGCGGAUUAAAAUAAAAUAGCACACGAAACAAUGUUAAAUCACUUUUGUAUAUCUUAAGUGACUACAAUAGUGAGCCAGUGGUUUCUUCCUGGAAAUUUCUCAGAAUCCCACCCCCAUCUCUUCUGACGACUUCAGUGAAAUACUUACAU
Messenger RNA from Rhinolophus ferrumequinum (greater horseshoe bat), 2847 nucleotides. RefSeq names its product chromosome 21 C17orf80 homolog (gene MTNAP1). Lineage: Eukaryota; Metazoa; Chordata; Mammalia; Chiroptera; Rhinolophidae. The transcript is spliced from 5 exons. Bases 373 to 2082 code for a protein of 569 amino acids. The record is from RefSeq and is a predicted model, not a curated record.